Messenger RNA from Diorhabda carinulata, 2748 nucleotides. RefSeq lists its product as uncharacterized. Bases 95 to 2734 code for a protein of 879 amino acids. The record is from RefSeq and is a predicted model, not a curated record. NCBI's taxonomy places the organism in Eukaryota, Metazoa, Arthropoda, Insecta, Coleoptera, Chrysomelidae. The transcript has 14 exons.
GACUCUUAGACCUCAAAUUUGAUUGUCAUAAUAUAAUGACGUGUUGAAAUUCUUGGUUUUUAUUCAUAUUUUGGUAUCAGUAAAUGAUAGAAAAAUGUCCGAAAUUGAUGAUGAUAUUUGUGAAAAUCAUCAAAAAUUUCAAAACCUGAUCAAGACAGGAAGCUUUAUGAAACUAGAAGAUGGAGAAAAAUACACCACGAGUAUCUUAUUACAAGAAGAAUUGAAAUUUGGAUCAAAUUAUAGGACACAAUUAAAAAAAUCUGCUCGGAAGCCACUACCUCCCAAGAAAAGACCUGUUGAACUACCGUUUGAAGUAUGCAGAGCGAAGCAAAAAAUUAAACGUAGAAAGGAAGCAUAUUGCGGAGACGAUUUGCCACCCAAACCAAAAAAGUUGUCUAUGUUAGAAAAAACCAUAAUGUCUCAAGAGGAAUAUAUGAACUGGUUGGCCAUGCCUGUAAUAAGAUAUCAAGAGCCUAUUGCAAAGUCCAGAAAAAGUAAAAAGUGUGAUAUAUCCCCUUGUCCUCCGAGAUUUGUGCAAUUGGCAAUCCCCCAAAAACGAAGAAUUUGGUGUGCCUGGAAUGAAUACCAAAAUUCACUUCCAGUAGAUAUGCUAUUAAGAUUUCAACAAAUCCUUCAUGCCGAUCAGAAUUUAGAGUUAAAAGAUGCUGACUAUUAUUACAAAAAAAUGGGUAUCAUGGCAAAGAAAUCGGCUAGAAAAAAGAAACGAUUGCGACAAAAGAGGUUAAUGGAAAAGGAGAAAGGAAAAUAUGCUUGGGUAGAAGAGAAUAUAUCAACCACAGUGGAAGCAAUUAUGAAUUUUCUCAAAGAAGAACAAUUGUUUUCGUUAAAUUAUAAACAGCUUCUUCUAUCCAAUGAAAUUUUAACUGCCCUGAAUAAAAAACGAGUCAUAAUAAAACCCUCAAGGUCUACUAAAAGUACGUUUGAGAAAUCUUUUAUAGAGACCAGUGAUAAAAUAGCCGUGUGGAUGGAUUCACUCACUAAAUUCGUAGACAUACAAGCAGUUGAAAGCGAAGAAGAUAUACCUCCCAUUUCAAUAUCUUCUAUAGAAAAAGGUGAAGAAGAAGAAGAAAUUGGAGUUGAAGAAGAAGAAGGCGAAAUAAUUGAAGAAGAAGAAAAGACGGAAUUUAAAAUAUUCAUACAUGAAGAAGACGAACAUGGUUUUGAUGAAGAUGGAGAAUAUGAAAAAUAUGAAUUACAGGUCAAAACUAUAAAAACAGAAGAUGAAACCAAAGAAGUCGAUAUAAAUCAGCUAGAUAAAGAGUAUUAUGAACUUGGCAAAGAUAUUUACGGAGAAGGAAUGGCUGAAGAUAGUAUUCCUGUGGAUAAACAGAAGAAACCAAAAUACAGAGAAGACGUAGGAUCAGAGGAGGGAAUUGAUAUCAAUUUAUUGAAACAUCUCCUACAAAUUUACGAAGAACGCAGUCCAGAAGAUUAUUUGGCAAAUGAGGUGAACAAACUACCUGGUUACACAUAUGAAGCAAUUUUGAAUAAACUAAAACAAAUUACGGUAGGAGAUGACAUACCAAAAAAAUCCAACUUGGAGGAAGUUAUGAUUGAGUGGCUUAACGACGUUGCACCAGAUGAAAUAAAUAAAGGAACCUUGAAAGCUAUACACGAAUAUGCCUGUGCGUUAUUGGAAGAACUCAGAAAAACAGAUUUUGGUGAAUCUGAGCUAGAGAAAUUGCUUGAAAGUGAUUAUAAAGCUGGCCAAGAAGAAGAAGAAGCAGAAAAUGAAAUGAAUAGGAUAAUAGAAGGUAAUGAAGCAGGUGAAGGGGAAGGAUUAGAAACUGAGUUGGAUAAGAUGCUCAUAGGUGAUGAAACAGGCCAAGGAGAAGAAUUAGGUACAGAGUUGAGCUCCGCAGAGAAACUAUUACAACUAAAGGAACAUGAAGGCGAAGAAGAAGUAGAUAUUGUGGUUACGGAAGAUUGGGAAACAGGCGUUGGCGAUGAAGUCAUAGGUGAAGAUAUGGAAGUAGGUUUUUAUUCACCCGAAGAAAAUAUAUUUGAGGAAGAAGCCGAUGUUAUUUAUGAAAAACUAGAGGUUACUCGGCCAGUCAUAGAAGAGGGAGAAUAUAUCCGUGGUCAUAAACCUCCUAAAGUUUAUGAGCAUUCAACAGAUACUAUUUGCUGCUUAUCAUUGAAAAUAUGGGCAGUUUGGUUGCUUGAAGUUAUCCAUAAUGCUCAUAUGUGGACCAAGUGGAUGCACGAAGUAAUACGAAAAAUAAGAGAAUUUGCAAGUAUCGUCAGAAAUAACAUUAAAUGUAUUGAUGGAAAUCGACAAGUUCUAUAUAAGUCAGAAUGGGCAAAAUUCGUGAAGGAAACAGAAGGAAAAAUAAUUGCUUGGAGGCAGUACAGUGCCCAUAUAAAUGAGCUCUCUGAUGGAAUUAUCGAGAACUUUCGAAAUAAGAAAGUAUUUUGUUGUCCCAAAUGUUUGCAGGAUCACCUUAUUAAGAAUGUUGUGACUGCCCACGAAACACUCGCAGCAUUGACUGAUGCUAUUAAUUGUACUCAAUAUUGGCGAAGAUGUUUAGAUGGCUUAAUAAAAACUACAUCAUCACUCACAAGUGUUGAAAAAAGUGGAAGUAGUGGUGAAGAAUCAUCAUCAGAAGCUGAUGAGAUAGAAGAGCUAAGUAUAGAGUAUUCCAGCUCAAGUGAUGAUGAAGAUAUUUUUGAAUUGGAAGAGAUUCAAAAGAGAUAUGAUUCUAACCAAUAAAAAAUUAAGCAAAA